AUGAAUCCCAAUCCCACCCUCCGCGCCACAUUCAUGGGCGUCACCACCAUCGCCCUCAACGACGGUACCGACUCCAUCCUCAUAGACGGCUUCUUCACCCGCCCAUCAUACAUCCCCGUCCUCCUCGGCAGAGUCACAUCCAACGAAGCCCUCAUAACAACAUGCCUCCAAAAAGCCCAAAUCGACAAAAACCUCCGCGCCGUCUUCGUCGCCCACUCCCACUACGACCACGCCCUUGACUCCCCCAGCAUAUGCCACCAAACCGGCGCAAAACUCAUCGGCUCAACGUCCACGCAAAUGAUCGCCCUGGGCCGCGACCUACCCUCCGACCAAAUUCUAGUAGUAGACACGGACCCCCAGGCAUUCACAUUCGGCUCCUUCCGCAUCACAGUCAUAGAGGGCAUUCACUCCCCUGGGGAUCGGUACCCGGGGGAAAUCACGAAACCGGUACGCCUACCGUGCUCUGUAUCUGAGUUUCGCACCGGAAAAUGCUACACGUAUUUAGUUGAGCAUGGUGACCAAAAAAUCUACAUUCAUCCUAGUGCGAAUUUUGAGCCCGGCAAGCUGAAGAAGUUGGGUGUGUCUGCGUCGACGGUGUUUUUGGGCAUAGGCGUGCUGGGGAGGCAGACGGAUGAGUUUAGGGAUGGGUAUUGGGAGCAUGUGGUGGAGGUGUUGGGGCCGAGGGUGAUUAUUCCGAUACAUUGGGAUAAUUUUUGGGUUUCGCUGGAUUGGCCGUUGAAGGCGCUGCCUUGGGUUUUUGAUAAUGUUUCGGUGAGUGAGAGGUUUUUGAGGGAGAGGUGUGAGGGGAGGGGGAUUGAGGUGGUGAGGCCGGAGGGUUGGGAGGUCUUUGAGCUGGAUGAGGGGGGUAUACGGAAGUGA
Molecule: messenger RNA, 879 nt
Organism: Pochonia chlamydosporia 170
Lineage: Eukaryota; Fungi; Ascomycota; Sordariomycetes; Hypocreales; Clavicipitaceae
Product: beta-lactamase superfamily domain-containing protein
Exons: 1
Coding region: 1-879 (292 amino acids)
Source: RefSeq, a predicted model, not a curated record